AACAAAUCGAAUCGGGCGAAAGCAAUCAAUGAAAAGCAUACGAAACACAAUACUAAUUCACGUUGCCUAGACAAGACAGGACUAGACAAGACAAGAGAAAAUAAGACAGAGGUCAACCAUUGGCCAGACAAAUAAUAAUAACUUUGCAGUCUUCAUUCUUCAAUCAGCCAUGGUGCAAGUAACACAAACAGAAGAAGAUAUCAAAAUCAUCAUUGAAUUGAAUCGCCUAAUAACGCGCAAACCGGAUGUCAUUCUCUUACCGCAAUACAUAAAAUUCAAUAAUCCGCCAAUAUUCUUCGAACGUCAUCUUGUCAAUGAAAUUGACGAGUUGUCCAGUUUUUGUCGCAUUUUCAAGAAUGAAGCGCGUCUUGUACUUGUGAAGAAGCAAAAGGGCAUCUGGCCAGAAGUAUUUCAGAAGCUUUCCAAAGACGAGUUAAAGCAAAAACGUUUAGAGAUUUCCGAAUUAAUAGUCGAGCGUAAUAAAGAGCGUGAUAAGCAUGCAAUUGAGCGCUUUGAGCAAAAGCGACGCUCCGAAAUCGACAAGGAGAUAAAACGUGAGACGGCAAUGAGAGAGCGGGUCAAACAAUUUCAAGAGAAUGCGCGUCGCGAAGCGUUGAUGGUAGGUGUUCGCAAGGAGACACAUACAAAAUCACAGGUCACACCUCAAAUUUCAGCACCAAUGGCGGCAAUCAACAACACGAACGUGACGGGCCAACGUAUUGGUACGCCGGUAGUGCGACCGAGGGCGAGCAUUAGGAGUGGGGGUAAAAUAAAUGUGAGCUUUUCGAAAUAUACAUGGAGUACACCGAGGCGAGAGUCACAGGAAGGCAUACAACGGCCAUUUACCAUGCACAACAGCAACAACGACAACUACGAUGCACCAUUGGAAAGUCAUGAGCAGCGCGAUGUGAACGACUUGAAUGCAACAGAUUAAUGCGGGCAAAGCAAAUUUGAGUUUGGAAUGAAAUUUGUUUAUAUGUAGAAAGGAGAAAAAACUGAUUGGACU
Anastrepha ludens (Mexican fruit fly) is the source of this 1006-nucleotide messenger RNA. RefSeq names its product dynein axonemal assembly factor 4 (gene Dnaaf4). The transcript has a single exon. The record is from RefSeq and is a predicted model, not a curated record. Gene Ontology annotation, biological process: outer dynein arm assembly; inner dynein arm assembly; cilium movement. Lineage: Eukaryota; Metazoa; Arthropoda; Insecta; Diptera; Tephritidae. Bases 170 to 934 code for a protein of 254 amino acids.